GAUCUCCUCAUCAUCGUUUUGUUGUUGUCUGUGUUUACAGUCACCGUGGCUGACUUGAUUACUUCCCCGUGCUUGUCCCUCGCUAAAUUUACAUGAUUUUGGCUCCUCUCUAAGGCCGCUUGUCUUGCGACUCGGAGCUUCUUCACCCGCUCCUGAAAGAUGAAUCCUCACAUAUCCGUUCCCCGCCAACAUGCUAGUCCAUCGAACUUUGGCGGUACUGCGCCCGCCAGUCGCAGAUCGAGUAUACGGUUGCCUCGCUUCUUCAAACGGCUAUUCAAAUUCCCGCAGAUGGAUUUCGAGAUGGCAAUAUGGGAGAUGGCAUCUCUGUUGAUUGCGCCCAAGAAAGUUUUCAAGUCGAUAUAUUAUCAUAAACAAACGAAAAAUACUUGGCAUCGCCCCGACCCAUCUUUCACUUAUCUGCUUUCCUUCUUCCUCCUUCUCACGGCGCUCGCCUGGGGUCUCGCCUAUGCGCCAUCAUUCGGAUCCAUUGUGCGGCUGUCUCUUAUCUUCAUCUUCAUCCAUUUCAUUGGAUCCUCGCUUCUGGUCUCCUCGAUAGGAUAUUUCAUCAUUCCCCGGCUAUUUGGACCUGAUGGCGCUGCGGCUUCGCUGACAGGGUUUCGAGGUAGUCGCGGACGGCGGCGCGGCGCAGCCCAGGGCCUGUUCACACAGCCCGGCGAGAAGGAACAAUUGGAGUUUGGCUAUUGCUUUGAUGUAGCAAACCGGGCAUUCUUCCCUCUGUAUCUGCAUCUAUAUGUAGUGCAGUUUCUUCUUCUACCACUGCUCACCCGCAGUCCAAGCAAUUUCUUAGCUAUUUUCCUCGGCAACACGCUUUACCUGUCCGCAUUGACAUAUUAUACCUACAUCACGUUCUUGGGAUACAAUGCACUCCCAUUCUUGCAUAACACCGAGCUGCUUUUGCUCCCUAUUUUGGCAUUCGCGAUCAUGUGGCUUAUUUGCCUGAUUGCAGGAUGGAGUCUGGUCAUGCAAGGCUGGAGUGUGGAGGGCUUGGUCUGGGGUGCAUAGUUAUUGCCUGGUGCUCGAGCGGCUCGGGCUGAAUUGUGUCUGUUCUGCUCCAGCCCAUGCCUCUUUUCUUCAUCAUGUCUACAAUUUCAGCAAGCCUUUAUGAUUUUCUGCUCAGCGGUGGCGUAUAUGUGAUCUUGUGUUGGUGCUGCAACUACUAAGGUCAGUCAUUGUCCGUUGGCCUAACUUAGUGUCUUUCCCAUUUGUUUAAUCUAAAGAGGACAAACCGGGUUCUGGUGGAUCAAGAGCCCUGUUUAAUAUUAUAGUCCGUCCUCCAUGAACUGUGACCACUAGCUGGAGGAGUAUGUCCAUCCUGAUACUAUGCAGUACGACUCGUCGUUGUAUAACGGGUCUACUUACCUAGAUUAUGGAUGUAGUUAGGGGGUAUUAGCAAGAACUUGAAAGAAGAUUUAAG
This is a messenger RNA of Aspergillus homomorphus CBS 101889, 1435 nucleotides long. RefSeq names its product unc-50 family protein. The record is from RefSeq and is a predicted model, not a curated record. The transcript has 5 exons. Lineage: Eukaryota; Fungi; Ascomycota; Eurotiomycetes; Eurotiales; Aspergillaceae. Gene Ontology annotation, cellular component: Golgi membrane. Bases 160 to 1023 code for a protein of 287 amino acids.